GGGUCGGAUCUACCUAUGCUUGCACAAAACGCCAUUCUUUUAUAUUCCUCUUCCUUCCUUCUCUCCCAGAUUUUCCUCUCACACUUUUCAUCCUUCUCUCAGACCAAAGUUUAGAUUUUUCUUUUUCAUUUCUCCUCAGAAAGGGAAAAAAAAAAUGCAGCGUCAGAAAAUGGGGUUUCCAGAAUACAUCGAAGCGUUGGAAGAAGAACGCUUGAAAAUUCAGAUGUUCGCUAAAGAACUUCCGCUUUCACUGGAGCUUGUCUCGCAAGCCAUUGAAGCUUGUAGGCAACAAGUUUCUGGAACCACGGAGUACAAUUUUCAUGGACAAUCGGAUUGUUCGGAGCAGACGUCAAUGGAAGAAGGCCCUGUGCUCGAAGAGUUUAUUCCCAUCAAGAAAAGGCCUUCCCCUGAUUGUGACGACGAAGACGACGAAGACGAACAACAUUCGCAUAAGCCCAAGAUUCUCAAGGACGACAAUAAGAACUCUGAUAAGAGAAAAUCCGACUGGCUCAGAUCCGUUCAGCUCUGGAACCCAGAUCCCCCAACUAAAGAGGAUUUGCCCAGAAAAGCUACGGUGGUGGAAGUGAAGAGAAAUGGAGGCGCCUUCCAGCCAUUUCAGAGAGAAGACAAUGUUGCAAAGACGAACAAUAACGAGACAUCGGCCGGUAAAUCUGCAUCUCCGGCUCCCGUGGCUGCAAUGAGCUCCACCGCCGGUGCCGUCACCAACGGAGGCGGAAACAAGAGAUCGGAGGAGAAAGAUGGGCAGGGUCAGAGGAAGCAACGGCGGUGCUGGUCACCUGAAUUACACAAACGCUUCUUACAGGCCCUUCAACAGCUAGGCGGUCCAGAUUCUGCAACUCCCAAGCAGAUCAGAGAGCUCAUGAAGGUCGAUGGCCUCACAAACGACGAAGUCAAAAGCCACUUGCAGAAAUUUCGGUUGCACACAAGAAGACCGAGUCCUAUGAUUCACAACAAUGCUACUUCACAAACAGCUCCUUUUGUUCUUGUGGGGAAUAUUUUUGUGCAACCACCGGAAUAUGCGGCGGCAGUGGCAACUUCCACAGCAUCAGGUGAGGUAACUACGGUGACCACACCCACCGGAAUUUAUGCGCCGGUGGCGGCACAUCCUCCUAUGCCGCCGCCACUUGGUAAGAAGGCGCAGGUGAAGCAAUUGGAGCAGGGUGAGCAGUCACAGCAUUCAGAUGAAGAAGAAAGGGUGAAUCACGGUAGUGAAGGAGCUGUUCAUUCAAAUUCUUCUCCUGAUUCAUCAUCUUCUACACAUACAACCUCUCAUUCUCACGGAUAUUGAGUUUGAGAUGAUGAUGAAGACACCGUGCAGCAAAAAAUGAAAAAUGAAAUUUUGUAAUCAGAAUAUUGUAGUUGAUCUGUGAUAUAUUCUCUUGUUCUGGGGGGGUUAAUCUAAAUUAUAGAGGUGAAGAUACAGGUGACAGUUUUGUGGUGGUUGUUGUGUAACCUACGUACAUUAGAAUACAUUUGUCAGAAUUCAGAACUGUGGUUAAUAUUUUCAAAGUUCCAACUGUUUUC
Messenger RNA from Neltuma alba, 1545 nucleotides. RefSeq names its product transcription factor HHO3-like. Bases 155 to 1309 code for a protein of 384 amino acids. The transcript is spliced from 5 exons. Gene Ontology annotation, biological process: regulation of DNA-templated transcription. Gene Ontology annotation, molecular function: DNA-binding transcription factor activity; DNA binding. Lineage: Eukaryota; Viridiplantae; Streptophyta; Magnoliopsida; Fabales; Fabaceae. The record is from RefSeq and is a predicted model, not a curated record.